Molecule: messenger RNA, 1008 nt
Organism: Pseudozyma flocculosa PF-1
Lineage: Eukaryota; Fungi; Basidiomycota; Ustilaginomycetes; Ustilaginales; Ustilaginaceae
Exons: 1
Coding region: 1-1008 (335 amino acids)
Biological process (GO): mRNA splicing, via spliceosome
Cellular component (GO): catalytic step 2 spliceosome
Molecular function (GO): protein binding
Source: RefSeq, a predicted model, not a curated record
AUGCCGCCGUCGACGCUCGCAUCGAUCGGCAGCCACCGCCAUGCGACCAUCCCGGCGCACAACGGGCCCUGCAACGUCGUCCGCUACAACACCCUCGGCCGGUACAUCCUGACGGGCGGCUCGGACCGGCAGAUCCACCUCUACAACGCCACGAACGCUUCGACGGCUGCAUCGCCGUCGAUACCCAUCAAGUCCUAUGGCGCACACAGCCACGAGAUCCUCGCCCUCUCAAUCUCGAGCGACAACAUGCAGUUCGCCUCUGGCGGCGGCGACAAGAGCGUCUACGUGUGGGACGUCGCAAGCGGCACCAUCCUCCGCCGCUUCAACGCCCACGUCGGCAAGGUCAAUGUCGUCGAGUUCUGCGGCGUGCCCUCCAACGCAUCGGCGGGCGGCGACUCGCUCCUGAGCGCGGCGGGCUUCGACGGAGCGGUGCGCUUCUACGACCUCCGCUCCCAGGGAAGCUGGAAGCCCAUUCUGGAGCUCAAGCAGUCGCGCGACGCCAUCCUCUCCCUGGCCGCCACCUCAUCCCGCAUCUACACGGGCAGCGUCGAUGGGCACGUACGCACCUACGACCUGCGGUCCGGACAGCUCUCUUCGGACCUCGUCGACGUACCCAUCUCUUCGAUCCGCCCGAGCCGCAACGAGACGUCGCUCCUCGUCGCGAGCCUCGACUCGACCGUACGCCUCUUCGACACCGAGACCGGAGAGUGCUUGCAGUCGUUCACGGGGCACAAGCAUGGCCAGUACCGCUGCAGGGCGGUGCUGACUACCGAAGAAGACGCCGUCGUCAUGGGAGACGAGGAGGGCAAGCUGCACGUGUGGGACCUCGUCUCGAGGCAUCGAAGGGAGGUGAUCCCGAGGGACGCCGGAGCCGCGGGCAAGGCGCACCCAAAAGGGAUCCUGUGGACCGAGAUCAACCCUCUCGCCGAGAACGGCAACGAGGUCGCUACCGCCGGCGCCGACGGCACUGUCAAAAUCUGGAGGAGCUCCUCCGAACCUCGGGGCUAG